This is a messenger RNA of Aspergillus affinis, 1677 nucleotides long. Its product is annotated as putative CTP synthase. Gene Ontology annotation, biological process: pyrimidine nucleobase biosynthetic process; CTP biosynthetic process. The transcript is spliced from 8 exons. Gene Ontology annotation, cellular component: cytoplasm; cytoophidium. The coding region runs from base 1 to 1677 and encodes 558 amino acids. The record is from RefSeq and is a predicted model, not a curated record. NCBI's taxonomy places the organism in Eukaryota, Fungi, Ascomycota, Eurotiomycetes, Eurotiales, Aspergillaceae. Gene Ontology annotation, molecular function: identical protein binding; CTP synthase activity.
AUGAAGUACGUUCUGGUUUCUGGAGGUGUGAUCUCCGGUGUGGGAAAGGGCAUUAUUGCCUCGAGCUGUGGUUUGCUGUUCAAGACUGCUGGUUUGACAGUUUCCACGAUCAAGAUUGAUCCCUACCUGAACAUCGAUGCUGGUCUUAUGAACCCUCUAGAACACGGUGAAGUGUUCGUUUGCGACGAUGGUGCCGAAACCGAUCUCGAUCUCGGAAACUAUGAACGUUAUCUGGGUGUGACGCUGGGAGGUGACAACAACAUCACGACCGGAAAGAUCUACAACCACGUCAUCACGAAAGAGCGUCGUGGCGAUUACCUCGGAAAGACAGUUCAAAUCGUCCCCCACCUCACCAACGAGAUUCAAAACCUGGGUGGAACCGUCGGUGAUAUCGAGAGUGCGCCUUUCGUCGAGGCCAUGUCCCAGCUUCAACGCCGCGCUGGAAAGGACAACUUCCUUGCGAUCCAAGUCAGCUAUGUUCCUUUGAUCGGCUCGGAGCAGAAGACGAAGCCCACGCAAAGGGCUAUCAGUGACUUGCGCAGUGCUGGUAUCCGACCGGAUCUGAUUGCUUGCCGUUGCGAAACCCCCUUGGAAGAGGCUACCAUCCAAAAAAUUGCCAACUCCUGCCAGGUGGAGCGGGCCCAGGUUGUCGGCGUCCACAACGUCACGACGACCUACCAGGUUCCCAUUCUGCUGGAGAAGCAAGCAUUCCUCCACACCAUCAGCGAACUUCUUAAAAUCGAUGCCAUUCCCAAGGAACAGAAACUCUUGGAAUACGGCAAGAUCAUGUGGCAGGAGUGGCAGGGUCUGGCCCUUAGUCAGGAUCACGUUUUCGAGACCGUUACGAUCGCCCUGGUUGGCAAGUACACUAGUCUGCACGACUCCUACAUGAGUGUGAGCAAGGCGCUGGAACAUGCUGCCAUGCACUGCCGACGGAAGUUGCAGCUCAUCUGGGUCGAAUCGUCUCACUUGGAAGAGGAACACCGAAACAACAAGCCGGGAGAGUACCACACUGCCUGGCAACAGCUCACAACCGCCAGCGGUAUCCUUGUGCCGGGUGGUUUCGGUGAGCGUGGAACGGAAGGAAUGAUCAAGAGUGCCCAAUGGGCCCGUUCCAACAACGUCCCUUACCUCGGUAUCUGCCUGGGUAUGCAGUUGGCCGUCGUCGAAUUCGCCCGCAACGUCUGCGGCAUGGACAAGGCCGGCAGCGCCGAGUUCAACGAACAAUGCGAACAGCCCGUCAUCGUGUACAUGCCCGAGAUCGACAAGUCGAAAAUGGGCGGCACCAUGCGUCUCGGCAAGCGCGCCACCAUCUUCCAGUCGGGCUCCGAAUGGUCCCGUCUACGGAAGCUGUACGGUGAGAAGGAGGAGGUCUGGGAGCGUCACCGCCACCGCUACGAAGUCAACCCCUCGCUUAUCAAGAGGCUCGAGGACGGCGGUCUCUCGUUCAUUGGCAAGGACGAGGCGGGCGAGCGUAUGGAGAUCAUCGAACUGAAGGACCACAAGUGGUUUGUCGGUGUCCAGUUCCACCCCGAAUACUUGUCCCGUGUGUUGGCUCCCAGCAAGACCUUCCUUGGUUUCUUCGCCGCUGCCGCUGGCUGCCUGGGACCCAUCACGGAGGUCUUCAAGGACCGUCACGACCUCAGCCACCAGCAAGUCAAGCUGCCCGUGGUUUAG